Molecule: messenger RNA, 348 nt
Organism: Metarhizium album ARSEF 1941
Lineage: Eukaryota; Fungi; Ascomycota; Sordariomycetes; Hypocreales; Clavicipitaceae
Product: Cytochrome c oxidase assembly protein COX16
Exons: 2
Coding region: 1-348 (115 amino acids)
Biological process (GO): mitochondrial respiratory chain complex IV assembly
Cellular component (GO): mitochondrial inner membrane
Source: RefSeq, a predicted model, not a curated record
AUGCCAACGUUCCAGAGCAACAGGUUCCGGGGGGCAGGCGACGCCAGCAAGGUGGGCUCGCAGUACCGCCGUCUCAUGAACAAGCACCCCUUCGUCAUGUUCGGCUUGCCGUUCAUUGCCGUCGUCGUCGCGGGCUCGUUUGUCCUGACUCCCGCGACGGCCGUCCGGUACGAGCGACACGACCGCAAGGUCCGGCAGAUGACGAGGGAGGAGGAGCUCGGCGUGAGGCGGGCAGCGCGCAGGGUGGACAUGAAGGAGGAGUACUACCGCCUGGCAGGACGGGAUCUCGAUGACUGGGAGCAGAAGCGCGUCGAGCGGCUGCCCGGCGAGAACGACGGCAUUCUGUGA